Molecule: messenger RNA, 1408 nt
Organism: Bolinopsis microptera
Lineage: Eukaryota; Metazoa; Ctenophora; Tentaculata; Lobata; Bolinopsidae
Exons: 6
Coding region: 280-984 (234 amino acids)
Biological process (GO): small GTPase-mediated signal transduction
Molecular function (GO): GTPase activity; GTP binding
Source: RefSeq, a predicted model, not a curated record
AAUAAUGCCUCAUUAACAUGUGUAUCUUAUGCAGCUGUGUAUAAAGUUGCCCCUAUAAAAAGUUAAAGCGUUUCCUCGUGUCGCGCUGUCCCUCCCUGGUAGCUUCUGUGACGCUGCACAAUAACUGGGACAAUCCUGCGAGAACAGCUCACUACUAGCAGGAUUCCUGGCGCCGAGUGCCCUGAAAGUGGGUUAUUAAGCAGUGAGAGGUGUCACGCACGUUCUCCUCAGCGCUGACGUGGAUCUGGUGAUUCCGUGGCAGAUUCGAUUUAUGGAGUUAUGGGACCCGGAAUGUGCUUCCCAGAUAAUGUUGUGUUUACUUUAUGGACUGUUAAAACCUUCAUAUUGACUUAUCUGUUGUGUCACAUACCUUCGCUCACGAUGGAUGUAAAGAAGAUGAGUUACGGACUUGGUCUUGUGGUGGUUGGCGACUCAAAAGUCGGCAAAACUUGUCUUAUACAGACGUACGGAACAGGGGAGUUCCCUGAAGAUUAUGAGAUAACAGUGGGACACUCCUACACUCACAACCUCAGAAUUAACAAAGAGAAGAUUGAGGUAAAUAUACACGAUACAGGAGGAUCAAGAGAGCAUGCAGGAGUGAGGCACAUGCUGUACAACAAGGCUGAUGUUUUUAUCAUUUGCUUCAGUUUAAUCGACAGAAAGACAUUUCAACAUGUUGAACAGUUUUGGUUAAACGAGUUAAGAAGAUUACGGGGAGACAUAGCAUUUGUGAUGGUCGGUUGUCAAUCUGAUAUGAGACAAGGCAUCAAUCCUUACCAUGUGCCAAAAAAUGAAGGUAUGCAGUUAGCAAGAGAUCUUGGAUGUCAUUAUUACGAAUGUUCGUCAGUUACUCAGAGAAACGUAAAAGAAGUAUUCGACAAAGCUGUGAUGAUAGCGAUGGACUUGGAGCCACGUGCAAUGAAAGAGGAUAGCGGCUGUCUGGGAUUUUUAGAUGGCUGUUUUUCAACGAGCGAUAAACCAUGAGUAAUUGGCAGUGUGGUAGUCUUGGUAUGAAAUUGAAGGUUUGAUUUGGAGCGCUCAAACGCUCUGUUUUCGUGAGGAAGUGAUUUGAAAGCUGGUGACUUGGAGCAGACUUUUUAAUAAUUACUAAAAUUUGCUGGAAAUUCUGUUAAUGAUCAGAGAAAUGAAACCCAGAAACCGUAACAUUUCGUGGUGAUAAAACUUCUGAAAUCAAAAACAUCGUGCUCGCUCAAACUAAAAAAAAAGCAUUUCAAUCUUAUGUGAGGAUCACCCUCGAAGUGCUAUUUCAAUUAAUACUUUUAGAGUCAGCGAAGAAAUGAAUUAAGUUAUUUCGAUUAAUCUAAUCUGUAAAUAUGCAAUUUUUUUAGAUCUUCAAAAUCAAAAUUUCAAUUUGAUGAUCAUUGAUCAGUUAAUGUUAUUAAAGCCA